AUGUCCGCAAAUCACAACUUCGCCCAAUACGCAACGCCGCCGCACAACGUCUCCCUACGUGUCCUCGAUGUCAACGGACAUUCCGGGCACGAAUCGGACUUGUUGGACAUCUUCGAACCAACUGCAACUCUUGAACUGCUCCAGCCACCGUCUCCCCGCCCGCCUCUUCCUCGUCCUCUCUUCCGCCAACUAACUCUGACACUCCUUCUGCACCACCACUUCCAUCCUCCUUCUCCUCGCACUCGCCUCCACUGCCCACACUGCCCUCGCACCUUCCGGCAUCGCAUGGGUCUAUUCGGCCACAUGCGCAUCCACGAAAGCGGAAUUGACCGCAGCCUUGACACACCCACCCCGCCGAGCCCCUCUCCCAAUCCAUCACCUUGUGCACACACUAACCACCCCACAGCCGACAUCGACGCCACCGACCUUACCACCCCUCACUCCUCCCCUUCCUCCUCCUCUUCCUCCUUCACUGCCACAACGACGGCCGCUUCGGCGUCUGUCGCCCACGCCCGUACCACAGCCACACCUGACACAACAACAGGCACAACCCUUGCAACCUCCAUCAUCAGACGUGAGGGACAGGACUACAUCUGCCCUCACUGCGAUCGCACCUUCACUUCACGCAUCGGCCUGGUCGGUCACUUGCGAAUCCAUCGCACAGAUACUGGCGAACCAGUGCCUGGAGCACCAACCUACACUCACCGCACUCGCCUCCACUGCCCACACUGCCCUCGCACCUUCACGCAUCGCAUGGGUCUAUUCGGCCAUAUGCGCAUCCACGAGAGCGGCAUUGACCACAAUUCCGAUACAGCCACGACAUCCAACACAUCCACCACGUCCAGACCCAUCCUCGCUCCACCGUCAAACGCGCCGAACACCACCACCAACACCACUGCCUCCUCUACAGCUGACACCGACACCGCCGACCUCUCAUGCCCACAUUGUCCACGCACCUUCACGUCACGCAUCGGCCUGGUCGGUCACUUGCGAAUCCAUCGCACAGAGACUGGCAAACCAGUGCCUGGAGCACCAACCUACACCCACCGCACUCGCCUCCACUGCCCACACUGCCCUCGCACCUUCACGCAUCGCAUGGGUCUAUUCGGCCACAUGCGCAUCCACGACGACCUGCGGUAG
Molecule: messenger RNA, 1140 nt
Organism: Spirometra erinaceieuropaei
Lineage: Eukaryota; Metazoa; Platyhelminthes; Cestoda; Diphyllobothriidea; Diphyllobothriidae
Source: the annotation of a GenBank genome assembly